AAAGACAUAGAAGCUGCACAAUGGAGCGUCAUAUGAUUUCAAUACUGCUCCUGAUCAUGACUGUGGACUCAGUGUGCUCAAGAUUCUUCAUCUCAGCACCCAAUGUAUUUCAUGUGGGAGUUACUGAGAAAGUGUUAGUCCAGAUGGGAAAACCUCAUCUCAACAGACCUGUCACUCUCUAUCUGGAGUUUGAGAGUUCAGGUUAUGUUGUGUCUACGAAGGAAACGGUUGUGUGUACUAACGAACAGGAUAUCAAAACAGUUGAGCUGAAGAUAAACAGGGAAAUGAUGUCAAGACUUGACUCGGGAAAACAAAAAAAACCUUAUCUUUUACUGGUGGCAGAGAGCCCGUCCUUCAGUAGCAGGAAGAUAACAAGGGUCCUGGUAUCAAAACACAGGGGCUAUAUCUUUAUUCAGACUAAUCAGCCAAUGUACAACCCGACACAGAAAGUGAAGUACAGGAUAUUCACUCUUGACCACACAUUCAGGCCUCACGAGGAAGUGUUCCAAAUAUCAGUAAUUAAUGCUGCUGGAAACAGAGUAAUGAAGUCCCUUAAAACUGCAAAGGGGGGAAUACUCAGAGGCAUAUUCCCCAUACCUGAUGUCUCUAAAAUGGGCACGUGGAAGAUUACAGCACACUAUGAAGGUGAUGAAGACAAUGCAGUUUCUCGAGAAUUCAAAGUCCAAAAAUUUGUUUUACCAAGUUUUGAGGUGAACAUCGCAAUGGAGGAGAACUAUAUUUUGCUGAAUGCUGAGCAGUUUAACUUCACCAUCUCAGCCAUGUAUUCACAUGGUGAAAAAGUUAAAGGGGCUUACCAUUGCCAACUUGGAAUAGUAGGAAAAGCUACAACCAAUGGUGGAAAAAUAAAGCCUAUCACGGGACUGGAGCUGACUGGUUCGGUCCAGGAUGGAACUGCAGAGGUUUCUCUCCGUACAGCAAAGAUAAAUAAUCAACUCCAAAACAAGAUGAACCAAACCCUCUCUGAUUUACAGCAAAGUGGAGCACAACUCUAUUUGAGAUUAUUUGUCACCAACAUACAAAGUGGUGAAAUGCAAGAGGCAGAAGUUUAUCUUCCUGUUGUCUCUCACAAAUACACCAUGGAUCUCUCUCGAACUCGCUCAUACUUCCUCCCUGGAUAUCCACUAGAUGUAGUGGUGGUCAUGAGUCGCCCAGACGGCUCUGCAGCAGCUGGUGUGCCAGUAAACAUCAAUGUACCAGGAUCUUCAGAGCAAUCUUUCCAAGGCAUUACUGACCAGGAGGGGGCAGUGUUUUCUACCUUUAAUAUUGACACUAUAGACGAGAUUCCUGUUGAAGUGACCACAGACGGCCUGCAACAGAGGAAAGUAAUUAGACGUGCUUCAUCUCCAAGUAACAGCUACCUCUACAUGAGUUUUAGCAACAAGAUGCACUCUGUGAAUCAUUUACUUGCAGUUACAUACAACACCGUGAAUAGCCCAAAUGAUGGGUAUAUAUACUACACGGUCCUAAGCCGUGGGAUCAUAAUAAAAAAUGGUAGUCACUCAAUUGGUAGAUCAGUUAAACACAACCUACAUAUAACACCUGAUAUGGUUCCAUCCUUCCGUCUGAUUGGCUACUUCUACAACCAGAAUGGUGACAUCAUUGCAGACUCGGUGUGGGUAGAUGUCACGGAUGAAUGUGAGAUAAAGGUCAAGGUAGAACACAAAGGAUCUGUUGAACCUGGAAGACAGUCAAAGCUAGAAUUUGAUUUAGAUGGACAGAGCGCCAAAGUGGCUUUGCUUGCUGUGGAUAAGGCCUUCUACGCUCUCAAUGCCGAUAAUAAACUCACAGCCAGAAAGGUGUUUUCUGCUAUGCAGUCAUAUGAUCUUGGUUGCUCAUAUGGUGGAGGACCUGACCCAGUAUCCGUACUAAGAGAUGCUGGCCUGUCUUUUGUAUCUCAGUCCGAGUCAGGGUCGAAAGGGGAUUUUCACUGUAAUUCACAAUCUGCACGACAUAGACGCUCCGUGGACCUUCAACAGGAAAUGAUGACCUUAAAAUCUAACUUUUCAGAUGAAAUACUUCAAGAAUGUUGUGGUCAUGGGUUAACUCUCAUCCCUAUGACACUAACAUGUCAGGAAAGAGCAAAGAGAGUCUCUCUGGUGCGACAAAAUCAAGAUUGUGCAGACGCCUUUUUAAAAUGCUGCCUUGAAGGAGAGCGUCUGAGACAAAAAAAGCUACAAGAGGAUUCCCUGAAAGGACUUGGCCGGACUGUAACAGCAGCUGACAUCGAGCAGUUCUUCUUGGACACUGCUGCUCAAUAUAUUCGACGACUUUUCCCUCCAAGCUUUGCAUUCACAGAAUUUGAUGUAAAUGGCAAACGAAGUUAUCCCUUGACUCUACCUGAUUCCAUCACCACAUGGGAAAUUCAGAUCAUCACAUUAUCUGCUGCCAGUGGUUUCUGUGUAGUGAAGCCAACUGAAAUCAGAGCAUUUAAGAACACCUUUGUGUCACUGAGACUGCCAUACUCAGUGAGAAAAUAUGAGCAAAUAUCCAUUUCACCUGUUAUCUACAACUAUGGCAGUGACCAACUAAAGUUAGCAGUUCAUAUGGAACAAACUGAAGGACUUUGCUCACCUGGCUCAGCCACCACUACAGGUUUUGUUAACAUUACUGUGGAGCCAGAUUCCUCCCAGUUUGUCUCUUUCUCCGCUGUCCCCAUGGUAACCGGCUCAAUACCCAUCAAAAUACGUGUCUAUGAUAUAGAGAAUGGGAAUGGAAUAGAUGCAGUUGAAAAGACUUUGAAUGUGUGGACAGAAGGAUUAGAACAGAGAGUUGAGGAAACCAAAUUGAUUAAAUUAGACGGGAAGCGCACACUGACUUUAACUUUGGAUGGAAGUUUACCAGAUGAAACUGUCCCCGACUCCAGCUCCAAUCUUUUUGUUUCAGUGGAAGAGAAUGGAUUUGGUUCACAAGUGAUAAACCUUCUGUCUCCUGAGAAGGUCGCUAGCCUGAUCCGAUUGCCUACAGGAUGUUGUGAACAGACAAUGUCAGGACUUGCCCCUACAGCUGCAGCACUCCGCUACCUUGAUCUGAGUGAGCAAUGGUUUACCUUGCCUGUUGGUUCCAGAGAUGAUGCCUUUGAUAAAAUUGAGCAAGGUUAUGUAAGGGUUUUAACAUACAAGACAUCUGAUGGAUCUUAUAAACCAUGGAGUUCAAAUGCCUCUGGUAAUUGGCUGAGUGCCUUUGUGUUGAAAGUGCUGUCACUGGUGGCUCAACGUCAGACAGUGGCAUUUGGACAGCAAGGCCGGAAAGCUAGGGUUGUACCAGUAGAAGAUAUCAGGCACACAGUCCGUUAUUUGCUCUCAGUACAGAAUACUGACGGCUCAUUCAGUGACCCACAUCCUGUGUUACACAGAUCUGUCCUGAAAGGCAAAGAUCGGGAAGCAUCCUUGACGGCUUUUGUAGCUCUUGCACUGCACCAGUCCCUUCAAUUCCUGACAUCUGAAGCACGAAAUGAUGUGGAAGAAAGCAUUUCAAGUUCAACAAUGUAUCUCAAGUCAAACCUGGCGGAGCUUCAGCAUCCCUAUGCUGUGGCCAUUACAGCCUACUGCCUCUCAGUUUGUCUGCCAGAGGGAACAGAUCUUUCAGCUGUCUGGACAAGACUUCAAGCAAUGGCCAUUGAACGGGCUGAUGGCUGUUAUCUGUGGACAACUGAUCCCACAACGCGUAAUGAAAAGAAGGCAAAUGCCAUCACAGUAGAGACAACAGCCUAUGCCCUCCUAACUGCAGUGGCACUUAAGCAUACCGAGUGGGCAGACAAAGCAGCCUGCUGGUUAAUCUCCCAAGAAAACUAUUUUGGAACCUACAGAUCAACACAGGAUACCGUCAUGGCACUGGAAGCCCUCGCGGAGUAUGAUCUAAAGAGGUCCAACAGUCCUGCAGCAAACUUAAUAGCAGAGUUCAGAGUCCCAGGAAAGAAUGACAUUGUAACGAUUGCACUGGAAAAUAAGGAGAAAGUGGAAACAGAUCUGAAGAAACUGAGUGGGAACAACAUUGCUGUGCAGUUGUCAGGAAAAGGACAAGCCAAACUAAAAAUUCUUAAAGCUUACCAUCUACUGGAACCCAAGGAUGACUGUCUUAAACUGUCCAUCAGCGUCACAGUGGAGGGAAAAGUGAAGUACACUGCUAAAGUCAUAGAAACUUAUGAUUACUAUGAGGACUACGAUACCAAUGAGGAAAAAGAGGGGCGAGUGCCUCGAUCAGCGAUUGAGUGGUUUGAUGCUCGCACCCGAAGCAGGAGAGAUGUUGAAAACAACUUAAAUUCAGACGAGACUGUCACCUACAGAGUCUGUGUCAGUCAUAGCCUGAGCCACAACCUAUCAGGAAUGGCCAUUGCUGACAUCACACUACUGAGUGGAUUUGAGGCUGUAACUGAGGACCUGGACAGGCUAAAACAGCAACCUGAGCAAUACAUUUCCCAUUAUGAAGUCUCCUAUGGAAGGGUGCUGAUCUACUUCAAUGAGCUUCUUGAACCGGAGGAAUGUAUUAGUUUCGAUGCUAUACAGAGAGUGCCAAUUGGCCUCCUGCAGCCUGCUCCAGCCGUGUUCUAUGACUAUUAUGAACCAGACCAAAAGUGUACUGUGUUCUACUCUGCCCCCCAAAGAAGCAAGAUGGUUUCCAAACUGUGUUCAGAGGAUGUGUGCCAGUGUGCAGAAAGACCCUGUCAUAAACUAAAAAUGACAUUCAAAUUGGAAAGAAAUCAAUAUCUGAAAAAGAAUGACCGUGUGCAGCAUGCUUGCUUCUUCCCUACAGUAGAUUACGCAUACAUUGUUGAAGUUGUCAGUGUUUCUGUAAAAAGCAACUUUGAGCUAUACAACACUACUGUAACCGAGGUACUCAGAUCACAUGGAGAUAUACUUGUGAAUGAAAAUUCUGUUCGAGUCUUUGUUAAGAGGCGUCAAUGUAAAGAACAGUUACAUUUGGGAAAACAGUAUCUCCUCAUGGGCAAAGAUGGCUCCACAACCGACUCAAACGGAGUGAUGCAGUACCUGUUGGAAUCAAACACCUGGGUUGAAAAAAAGCCUUCAGAUGAACAGUGUAAAAAAUCUGCCCAUCAGGCUGCCUGCACAGGGUUUUCUGCAUUCAUAAAUGAGUACAAGAUGAAUGGUUGCAGACACUGAAACAGAUUGAAACAAAUCUGUUACAAAUCUCAGUUACAAUGAGACGCACAGUCAGCAUGUAUGUUGAGAGUUCUUUUAUUAGUGUUUGUGGUAUUUUACCUGUGCCUUACUUAUAAACUAUUAUAAUCAGUCAUCAAAUUAUAGUAAAAAAAAACAUCACCACAAGUAUUGAAACAUUAUUGAUGCCUGAAUCAGACAGUAGAUGGAUUCAGCACACCAGCAUUUGAAAAUGUACUACUUUAGUAUAACUGUUAAUCAUUUCUCUAUGUCUAAAUCAGCUAGUAGUGUUUAAAUAAAAAGCAUCUCAGAAUGUUCUCUACCAA
Messenger RNA from Seriola dumerili (greater amberjack), 5461 nucleotides. RefSeq names its product complement C4-like (gene c4b). Bases 21 to 5138 code for a protein of 1705 amino acids. The transcript is spliced from 41 exons. The record is from RefSeq and is a predicted model, not a curated record. Gene Ontology annotation, molecular function: protein binding; endopeptidase inhibitor activity. Gene Ontology annotation, cellular component: extracellular region. Lineage: Eukaryota; Metazoa; Chordata; Actinopteri; Carangiformes; Carangidae. Gene Ontology annotation, biological process: complement activation.